Oncorhynchus tshawytscha (Chinook salmon) is the source of this 671-nucleotide messenger RNA. Its product is annotated as Golgi resident protein GCP60-like. NCBI's taxonomy places the organism in Eukaryota, Metazoa, Chordata, Actinopteri, Salmoniformes, Salmonidae. The record is from RefSeq and is a predicted model, not a curated record. The coding region runs from base 264 to 596 and encodes 110 amino acids. The transcript is spliced from 2 exons.
AGACUACCUUUAAGUAUUGUGGACUACCUGAAAGUGGCUGUUGGCAGUAAAAGCCAGAGCGCUUAUCAAUAUUGUCCCUGUGUCAAAAUGAAAACCAGUGUAAUAUCAGACCUGGACAUUUUAUUUUGAGAUCAAAUCUCGAAAAUUGUUGAGCAUUAUGUUGGAUCGCUGAAGAUUAAUCUUUACACAUUUAUAAAUUUAAAAUGUAUAUCUGGUAAUGAUUUUCUGUUUUCCAGGGAGGUGGCAGUGGCACGUUGCAUGGCAUGGGUAGUGUACAAAGAAAACUCAACACCAGGACGAUCCAUUGCUACCUAAAGUUAAGAUAUGACAAUCACAGUCGCAACUCCUUCUCAUAUGAGUUCAACAGUCACAAGCAGGACGGAAGUCAAACAUUCACUAUUAUAGAAACCAGUGGCCGUUCACUCAUUCAGCUGUUGUGCAACACAGAGUCUAAUAGUCCAACAUGUCCAAACUAUGGGAAGCAAGAGGAAAACCGUAUCCGGCAGCAGCAGGAGGAGAUGGAGCGGCGAAGACAGGAGGAGCAACGAAGACGACAGCAGGAGGAGAUGGAGCGGCAAAGACAGGAGGAGCAAUGAAGACGACAGCAGGAGGAGAUGGAGCGGCGAAGACAGGAGGAGCAACGAAGACGACAGCAGGAGGAGAUGGAGUGG